Molecule: messenger RNA, 438 nt
Organism: Thunnus maccoyii (southern bluefin tuna)
Lineage: Eukaryota; Metazoa; Chordata; Actinopteri; Scombriformes; Scombridae
Gene: pierce1
Product: chromosome 9 C9orf116 homolog
Exons: 3
Coding region: 34-402 (122 amino acids)
Biological process (GO): axoneme assembly
Cellular component (GO): axonemal microtubule
Source: RefSeq, a predicted model, not a curated record
UGUUAAUAACAGUGGUGUUUUGAUCAGUCAGUCAUGGAGGAGCAAAGAGUUCAGACGUGCGACGUUUACAGAACAGAUCCGAACCUGCCACAGAGAUUCAACAACCCCGACUGUUUCCAUGGUUACAGUCAGACGAUCUGUAAUCCGCUGUAUCGAACAUCAAACCAGACGUACGGCAGCAGGAGACCCACCGUACAUGAGAUGCCGACGCAGUUUAAAGGGACGACGCGUCAGUUUUCAGAGGCGAUGCUGCAGAGCGGGAUGUACCGCGAUCACGGCUUCAACACGUCUGUGGAGAGGAGCCGAGUGACGGCUGCCACGGCAACACUGAGCAACAGAGUCCACCUCCAUCGUUCCUAUCACUAUGGCAACCAAAUCAACAACCAUGAUGGGAACAACUAAAGAUUCACGACCAAUAAAUGAAAGUUUACAAAUGAA